Molecule: messenger RNA, 363 nt
Organism: Pseudogymnoascus verrucosus
Lineage: Eukaryota; Fungi; Ascomycota; Leotiomycetes; Thelebolales; Thelebolaceae
Exons: 5
Coding region: 1-363 (120 amino acids)
Biological process (GO): chaperone-mediated protein complex assembly; protein folding
Cellular component (GO): cytoplasm; prefoldin complex
Molecular function (GO): protein-folding chaperone binding
Source: RefSeq, a predicted model, not a curated record
AUGGCAGAAGCACAACAGCGCGCUCAAGUCCUAACGGAUGAAUACCAGAAGCUCCAAGCUGAGCUCCAAACCAUCGUCUCCGCGCGCCAAAAGCUCGAGAGCCAGCAGCAAGAGAACAAGGGCGUGAAGCGGGAAUUCGACUCCCUCGCCGAGGAAGCGAAUAUCUAUAAACUCGUUGGACCGGUGCUGUUGAAGCAGGAGAAGACGGAGGCGGUUAUGGCUGUGGACGGACGGUUGGAGUUUAUUGAUAAUGAGAUAAAACGCACCGAAAAGCAAAUCGCAGAUAUCCAAGCCUCCAGCGACGCAAAGCGGUCUGAAAUAAUCAACCUCCAACAAUCCCAAGCCCCCCAACAAACCGCCUGA